Cariama cristata (Red-legged seriema) is the source of this 690-nucleotide messenger RNA. RefSeq lists its product as uncharacterized. Gene Ontology annotation, biological process: regulation of AMPA receptor activity; vesicle-mediated transport. NCBI's taxonomy places the organism in Eukaryota, Metazoa, Chordata, Aves, Cariamiformes, Cariamidae. The record is from RefSeq and is a predicted model, not a curated record. The transcript is spliced from 7 exons. Bases 1 to 690 code for a protein of 229 amino acids. Gene Ontology annotation, cellular component: synapse; dendrite.
AUGGCGAACACGAGAGAGACGAAAAGAAGUAGCAGCAGCAAUGUGAAACCUGUGAGGAAAUGGAAGAGAGCUCAACAAUAUAUGGUCUUUGCUUUUCAAGACAGUCCUGACUAUCAGAUCAAGUUAGUACCUAAGAGGAGACGACCACAUGCAGGGCAGAAUAUUGGCGGCACGCUUACGUCAAAAGUACAAGGAGUGUGGGAGACUUAUACUCAGUUCCCUAUUGAUGCAGGGGUUCAACCUAUAUUUCCCAUCACCUACAAAGGAUUUCUUCAAGACUUAGCUGCAUUUGUUAAGGCUAGCUCAACAGAUCCCUGCCUUAAUGGUUCUGUCUUUCAGAGCAACCUGGUUUUUCUUCAUCUAAACGUGCUUCAGGGUUAUCAUCCUAUCUCUGUGUUCAGUGAAUCUUCAGAGGCUUUCCUGGACUUCUUGAAGGGGGUCCAUCUUAUGAUUCUGAUAAUCGCCUUUGAUGAACUUCGGACAGACUUCAAAAGCCCAAUAGAUCAGUGCAACCCAGUCCACGCAAGAGAGCGACUGAGAAAUAUUGAGCGUAUUUGCUUCCUCCUGCGAAAGCUGGUGUUACCGGAGUACUCUAUCCAUAGUCUUUUCUGCAUAAUGUUUUUGUGCGCUCAAGAGUGGCUCACACUGGGGUUAAAUGUUCCUUUGCUCUUUUAUCACUUCUGGAGGUAA